This is a messenger RNA of Naumovozyma dairenensis CBS 421, 1488 nucleotides long. RefSeq names its product D-lactate dehydrogenase (gene DLD3). NCBI's taxonomy places the organism in Eukaryota, Fungi, Ascomycota, Saccharomycetes, Saccharomycetales, Saccharomycetaceae. The transcript has a single exon. Gene Ontology annotation, molecular function: FAD binding; catalytic activity. The coding region runs from base 1 to 1488 and encodes 495 amino acids. The record is from RefSeq and is a predicted model, not a curated record. Gene Ontology annotation, cellular component: mitochondrion.
AUGACCAAAGUUCUACCUGUAGCUCAAUUAACCGCUGAAGCUUAUCCAAAAGUUAAGAGAAAUCCAUCCUUCAAAGUUCCAACAAAGGAUGAUGUACAAUAUUUCCGUUCAUUCUUAGAUUUCGACGAAAUCUUAGAAUCUUCCAACUCUGAAGAAUUAGCUUCAUUCAAUCAAGAUUGGAUGAAAAAAUAUAGAGGUCAAUCUAAUCUAGUACUUUUACCAAAAUCCACAGAUAAAAUAGCCAAAAUUAUGAAAUACUGUAAUGAUAAUAAAUUAGCUGUCGUCCCACAAGGUGGUAACACUGAUUUAGUCGGUGCAUCUGUACCUGUAUUCGAUGAAAUUAUCCUAUCAUUGAAAAACAUGAACAAAAUUAGAGACUUUGACCCUGUCAGCGGGACUUUCAAAUGUGACGCCGGUGUCGUCAUGCGUGAUGCUCAUCAAUUCUUACGUGAAAAUAAUCAUAUCUUCCCAUUAGAUUUACCAUCAAGAAAUAAUUGUCAAGUCGGGGGUGUCGUUUCUACUAACGCUGGUGGGUUGAAUUUCGUCAGAUAUGGAUCCCUCCAUGGUACAGUCUUAGGGUUGGAAGUCGUCUUACCAAAUGGGGAAAUUAUCAGUAACAUUAACGCCUUAAGAAAGGAUAACACUGGUUAUGAUUUAAAACAAUUAUUCAUCGGUGCUGAAGGUACCAUCGGUGUCAUCACUGGUGUCUCCAUUCAAGCUGCUGCCAGACCAAAGGCAUUAAACGCUGUAUUGAUUGGUAUCGAUAGUUUUGAAACUGUUCAAAAAUUAUUCAUUAAGGCUAAAAAUGAAUUGUCUGAAGUUUUAUCCGCUUUUGAAUUCAUGGAUCGCGGUUCCAUUGAAUGUACCAUCGAAUAUAUGGGUAAACCUUUCCCAUUAGUCAAUAGUCAUGGAUUUUAUGUAUUGAUCGAAACUUCUGGUUCUAACAAGAGACAUGAUGACGAAAAAUUAGAAGCAUUCUUAUCAAGUGCCUUGGAAACUAAAUUGAUCGCAGAGGGUAAAAUGGCCAAAGAUUUGGAUGAAUAUAAUUUGUUCUGGACUUGGAGAAAAUCGGUUCCAACUGCUUGUAACUCCUACGGUGGUAUGUAUAAAUAUGAUAUGUCCCUACAAUUGAAAGAUUUGUACUCUGUCUCUGAAGCGGUCACUAAAAGAUUAAAUGACGCUAGUAUGAUUGGGGAUGCUCCAAAACCUGUUGUCAAAUCUGUUGGUUAUGGUCAUGUUGGUGAUGGUAAUAUUCAUUUAAAUAUUGCAGUAAGACAUUUCACCAAAGAAUUAGAAGAUUUAUUAGAACCAUUUGUCUACGAAUAUAUAGCAUUAAAGAAAGGUUCUAUUAGUGCAGAACAUGGCGUUGGUUUCCAUAAGAAGGGACAUCUACAUUAUUCAAGAAGUGAGAUUGAAUUAAGAUUUAUGAAAGAUAUUAAAAACCAUUAUGAUCCAAAUGGUAUUUUAAACCCAUACAAAUAUGUUUGA